This is a messenger RNA of Choloepus didactylus (southern two-toed sloth), 2396 nucleotides long. It is a transcript of the gene SSC4D, whose product is annotated as scavenger receptor cysteine rich family member with 4 domains. The record is from RefSeq and is a predicted model, not a curated record. Gene Ontology annotation, cellular component: membrane. NCBI's taxonomy places the organism in Eukaryota, Metazoa, Chordata, Mammalia, Pilosa, Megalonychidae.
AUGGGACCAUCUAAAAGGCCGUCCACCAGCUGGACGUACAAGGACGCAGAGAUGGGAACUGGUCCGCGGCUGGUUGAGAAGGGCAGGGGGUGGGGGCCAGGAGACAAGGGUACUGCCCCCUCACCUCCACCCCCAGCCCUGUCCUUCCUCCUCUUCCUGCCACUGGCCAGUGCCCUGCAGCCCACUCCACUGCCCUUUCCAGAGUUGAGGCUGGUGGGGGGCCCGAGCCGCUGCCGGGGGCGACUGGAGGUCCUGCAUGCUGGCUCCUGGGGCAGCGUCUGCGACGAUGACUGGGACGUGGUGGAUGCCAACGUGGUGUGUCGCCAGCUGGGCUGUGGCCUGGCGCUGCCUGUGCCCCGGCCCCUUGCCUUUGGCCAGGGCUGGGGCCCCAUCCUGCUGGACAAUGUGGAGUGCCGUGGGCAGGAAGCUACACUGAGCGAGUGUGAAAGCCGGGGCUGGGGCAUCCACAACUGCUUUCACUACGAGGACGUGGCCGUCCUGUGCAAUGAGUUUCAGCCCACGGAGCCCCCAACAAGGAAGGUGUUAAUCAGUAGAAUGCCCCCCACAACCCCCCAGAAUGGGAAAGGUGAGGGCAGCGUGCGACUGGUAGGGGGCGCGGGCCCGUGUCAGGGCCGGGUGGAGAUUCUGCACGGUGGCCUGUGGGGCACCGUAUGCGACGACGACUGGGGGCUCCCGGACGCCGCCGUGGUCUGCCGCCAGCUCGGCUGCGGGGAGGCCCUGGCUGCCACCACCAACGCCUUUUUCGGCUAUGGCACCGGACACAUCCUGCUGGACAACGUGCACUGCGAAGGCGGCGAGCCCCGCCUGGCAGCGUGCCUGAGUCUGGGCUGGGGCGUGCACAACUGCGGCCACCAUGAGGACGCCGGCGCGCUCUGCGCAGUCCUGGCCUCCUCCACCCUCACAGCACUGCCCCCCUCUGCCACAAGAGAAGACUGGGCCUGGCACACAGAGCCAGCAGCUACCGGAGUUGGUGCCCAGCCUUCCAGAGAGAUGGCACUGUUCACCACAGCCGCCUGGGCCGCAGGGAAGAAAAGCGGGCGGCUGCGACUGGUGGGCGGCCCUGGCCCGUGCCUCGGCCGCGUGGAGGUGCUGCACGCCGGGGGCUGGGGCACCGUGUGCGACGAUGACUGGGACUUCGCAGACGCGCGCGUGGCCUGUCGCGAGGCGGGCUGCGGACCCGCGCUGGGCGCCACCGGCCUCGGCCACUUCGGCUACGGCCGCGGCCCCGUGCUGCUGGACAACGUGGGCUGCGCCGGCACGGAGGCCCGCCUGAGCGACUGCUUCCACCUGGGCUGGGGCCAGCACAACUGCGGCCACCACGAGGACGCGGGCGCGCUCUGCGCAGGUCCAGAGGAACAAGUCCAGCAGGAUGGUUCUGAGACCACCCGGGUGCCCACUCCUCGGCCCAGGGACGGGCACCUACGUCUAGCCAGUGGAGCCCACCGCUGUGAGGGGCGUGUGGAGCUCUUCUUGGGGCAGCAGUGGGGCACUAUCUGCGAUGAUGCGUGGGAUCUGCGGGCGGCCGGUGUCCUGUGCCGCCAGCUGGGCUGUGGCCAGGCCCUGGCAGCCCCUGGCGAGGCCCACUUUGGCCCAGGCCGAGGCCCCAUCCACCUGGACAAUGUCAAGUGCCGUGGUGAUGAGAGCAUCCUGCUGCUCUGUUCUCACAUCCGCUGGGAUGCCCACAACUGUGACCACAGUGAGGAUGCCAGUGUCCUGUGCCAGCCAUCAUGACCCAGCUCGUUCUACAGACCACCUCUUCCAGGAGCCCCUCUCCUCCAGGAAGCCCUCCUCCAUGACUCCUGCAGUUCCCUCUGGCCCUCCCUCCCCUUGCCUGGGAGAGAGCCUACACAGACAGUGUGGACCCUAGUGGGGAGCCUGGCUCCACCCCAUCAACCUGUUGUGUGACCUCAGCCUGUCGUCAGCUCCAAACAGACAAUGGAGGGAAAGAAAAUGACUUUCAACUCUCCUCUUUGGUGGGCUCCUGCUAUAGAAACCUGUUCCUAUCUUCCUGGACCCAGGCCCAGGGGCCCUCUGUAAAAGGAAUAUCUCCUCUUCUGCCCCCACAUCUGUCUCCCCCACUCCCUCCGAAGAGGAAAGGCAGGAGAGGUCUACAGCUCUUACCCUGGACUGUUGGGCUGCAGAGGAACCUGGGCCGUUGCCCUGCCCUGCCCUGCCCCGAGAGGGCCUGGGCUUAGAUGGUGCUUGGCUGGACAAGGGGACUGGAGGGGCCAAAGCAGGGACAGUGGCCCCUCCCUGCAGCUGAAACCAGUGUCUCUGAUUCAUGCUGCCCCCACCACAGAGCCUCCACUUUGCAGUAGCAAAGAACCUGGGGGCCUGUAGCCACCAUUCAUAGGUGCCAAGUCAAUAAAGCAUUG